CUCUGGAUGUUCAAUGAUAGCACUCCUCCAUACUGGAGCAGCAAAGUUUCCCCAAAGCUUACUUCCAAGGGCAAGAGAAGCUGUGUGCUCCCUCCUCCCGGCUGGUGUUCUCAAAGGGUGCAGCUCCAUCGUAAGCAGGAAACUGGCGUCCCACGGCUUUGGAGCUUCCAUGGCAGCAAUGUCAUCCUUCCCUCCACAGAGAUAUCACUACUUCUUAGUGCUGGAUUUUGAGGCUACGUGUGAUAAACCACAGAUUCAUCCUCAGGAAAUCAUCGAAUUCCCUAUCCUGAAGCUGAAUGGCAGGACGAUGGAGAUCGAGUCCACCUUUCACAUGUAUGUUCAGCCUGUGGUGCAUCCCCAGCUUACGCCCUUCUGUACAGAGCUGACUGGGAUUAUUCAAGGCAUGGUGGAUGGGCAACCGAGCCUCCAGCAAGUGCUUGAGAGGGUUGACGAGUGGAUGGCAAAGGAAGGCCUCUUAGAUCCCAGCGUCAAGUCGAUUUUUGUGACCUGUGGAGACUGGGACUUGAAAGUGAUGUUACCAGGACAAUGCCAGUACUUAGGGCUGCCGGUUGCUGAUUACUUCAAACAGUGGAUUAAUCUGAAAAAGGUACUUUUGUGGAAACUGCCAUG
Molecule: messenger RNA, 630 nt
Organism: Antrostomus carolinensis (chuck-will's-widow)
Lineage: Eukaryota; Metazoa; Chordata; Aves; Caprimulgiformes; Caprimulgidae
Gene: ERI3
Product: ERI1 exoribonuclease family member 3
Exons: 5
Molecular function (GO): 3'-5'-RNA exonuclease activity; nucleic acid binding
Source: RefSeq, a predicted model, not a curated record